AUGGCUCAUGUAGCUCUAGAUGGUAAAUUGUCUUGUCCGAGUCCUUCUGGCAUUCCGAGUCCUUCCUUCCGACAGGAAAAGUUUUUCCUUCCAACAGGAAAAAAAUUUCCUUCCAACAGGAAAAGUUUUUCCUUCCAACAGGAAAAAAUUUUCCUUCCAACAGGAAAAAAUUUUCCUUCCAACAGGAAAAAAUUUUCCUUCCGACAGGAAAAAUUUUUCCAGUUGUCCGUCCGUAAACCAUUCAAAUUUUCGAAAAUUGAGAACUUUUUGGCCGACCUUCAGGAAAAAUUUUUCUUUCCGACAGGAAAAAUUUUUCUUUCCGACAGGAAAAAUUUUUCUUUCCGACAGGAAAAGUUUUUCUUUCCGACAGGAAAAGUUCUUCCUUCCGACAGGACACAAACGAAUGUCCGACGUACCACCAACCGAGUCCAUUCCAAAGCCAGAAGAACCGACAGCCCCAGCACCACAACAGACUAA
Molecule: messenger RNA, 477 nt
Organism: Trichomonas vaginalis G3
Lineage: Eukaryota; Parabasalia; Trichomonadida; Trichomonadidae
Exons: 1
Coding region: 1-477 (158 amino acids)
Source: RefSeq, a predicted model, not a curated record